CCCCCAACCCACCACCACCCCUCCAAACGCCGCCGUCUCUCUCCCACCACCACCUCGGACCACCUCUCCACCUUCCUCUCCCUCACCGAAACCCAACCACACCUCCACCCGGAUGCCCAACUCUCGCGCGAAGGAAUACGUUUCCCCACCCAUACUGGCUCGAAAGGCGGACUCGCACUACACCAUCUCCGACGAAUAUUGGCGGGGUUGCGAGGGGAGAGUCUCGUGGCGGAGAACGAUGUCGAACGAUGGACCGACGACAUCGGCUCUGAAGCCGCGUUUGGCGAGCGCACACAAGCUGGCGCGAAGGGCACUGUGGCAGGAGGGGAGGGAGAUUGGCAGGAGCGAGAGGGGUACGAGCUCGAGCAACGACCACUGGAAGGCGACGUGGGCGAUCGGGACGGUGCGCCGGUGGUCCGGCAGAAUGGGGCACCGCCUGCUGUGCCGCACGUCACGGACGAGCAGGCUGACGGGGACGAGCGAGCGCAAGCAGUUAUGGAAGCGAAGAGAAGGGGAGGGAAGGGGAAAGGGUUGACGGAAUCGGAGAAGCUUGCCCGUCGCGCGGCGAAGAAGGAACGGCGGAGGGCGGAGAAGCGGCAGAAG
Messenger RNA from Baudoinia panamericana UAMH 10762, 603 nucleotides. RefSeq lists its product as uncharacterized. The transcript is spliced from 2 exons. Lineage: Eukaryota; Fungi; Ascomycota; Dothideomycetes; Mycosphaerellales; Teratosphaeriaceae. The annotation marks the transcript as partial. The record is from RefSeq and is a predicted model, not a curated record.